AUGGCAGAGCAGCUUUACGAUAUUAUGAGAAGACUACCAUUUAAAGCUUUUUUGAUUUUUUUAAAAAACGAAUUAAAAAAUGUGACUCAAUUAAAUUUACUUUUCCAGAGUGAUGAUGUCGAACCUACUAAAUUAUUUAAAGAUUUAUUUUUAUUAUACAAAAACUUGCUAAAACGACUUGUUGUACCUAAACAAUUGGAGAAAUUGGUGGACUCGGAACAGGUAGACUUCAAUUUCCAGGAGCUUCUAAUGCAUACAGCAUCAAUGUAUUUUGGUUUUGAUUUUCAAAAUAUAUCACAAGAACUUGAAGCUAUUGACUUGUCUGAUGUCAGAGAAAGAUGCAAGAAUUUUUUAUGUUGUCUGGCAGAGCAGAUCCAAAAAAGGCUUCCGGAUAAUUUAUCAAUGUUGAAAACAGUUGCUGAGUUGCAUCCAAAAGUCGCAACAUCUCAAGUUAAACCCGAUAUAAAACCAAUAUUGAAUCACAUUCAGUGA
Messenger RNA from Brassicogethes aeneus, 492 nucleotides. NCBI's taxonomy places the organism in Eukaryota, Metazoa, Arthropoda, Insecta, Coleoptera, Nitidulidae. The record is from the annotation of a GenBank genome assembly.